This is a messenger RNA of Medioppia subpectinata, 447 nucleotides long. The record is from the annotation of a GenBank genome assembly. Lineage: Eukaryota; Metazoa; Arthropoda; Arachnida; Sarcoptiformes; Oppiidae.
AUGAUGUAUUACGACUCAUGGCUUGAGUCCAAUCAUCUUUAUAUUCAAAUGGAAUUCUGUUCGCAAAAUCUUCGAUCUGUUCUUAAAGACAAACCCAUAGUCUUUGGGAGAGACCCGGACGAGCACAUGCGCAGUGUAUUUGAAUAUUUUAUUUCAUGCGAAAUAUUUCGAGAACUGUUAGAGUGUGUCCAAUAUCUUCACGAAUCGGACCCACCGAUCAUCCAUCGAGAUCUGAAACCCGAUAACAUAUUAAUUUUACACAACAUUAGUUCCAAUCGUUUUAUAAAAGUGUCUGAUUUUGCCACAGAUCACAACACUAAUAAAAACAUUGUUAUCCGGAAUGACCAAUCCGGCGCAGGCACCAUUGGAUAUAUGGCACCUGAAGUAUUAGCUGGUAAAGCAUAUAACCAUUUAUCAGACAUUUAUAGUCUACAUACAAUUGGUGCA